CUGUCUGUCCAUCUUUCCGUCUCUGCUCUUGCACUCCCUCUUUCUCCAUCGCCCUCUCCCAUUCGCUCAUGUUUCUCCCUCCUUUUCCCCUUUCUUUCUUUCCCUUUCCUCCUCCUUGCCUGCCUCCCUCUCUCCAACUAGCAGCAGUUGUCAGUCUUUUUCCAGCUCUCUCUCUCUCCCCCUCUGUCCUGACGUCACUCCCUGUUUGCAUAGCUAUUGUCUUACAGUGGCUGCAGCAGCACUGGCAGCAGCCCCUCACCAGAUUUUUAGUUUUUCACUCCCUCCUUUCUCUCGCAUCUCUCCGGGAAAGACUCUCCCUCUCUCCUCUCAUUAGUGAAUCCUACAGUGGAAUGAGAAGUGAGAGAGUGACGGAGAGGAGAGGAUGACAAGGAGGAUAUAGACUGCAGAGAGAGGAGAGAUGCAGUAGCUAGCCACAACCACAUCUCCAUGUCCGGAUUUCACCACAGCUUGCCGUUGCUGUGAAGGAUUUCUGCUUGUUUUUAUUCUGUGUUUAUGUAGUUUUAGAUUUAGUUCUCCAAAAGGCCCCCUGUUUUUUGGCGGCAGGACUAGCUGAGCGUGUAUGUGCGUUUCGGAGGUGGGCUUUUAAAGCAGCAACGGAUAGCGGAGCUGGGGCAUCUGGCCGUCUGGGAGGCAGCGACGGCCGGCUGGCUGCAUUGUGUUGCUUUGAUGACCCCCGCUGUGUAGCUGCCUGCUCAUCAACCUCCCCUCUCUCUCUCUCUCACCCUCCCCUUUCUCUCUCCUCUCCUUCCUCCUUCUCCUCCUCCUCUCUCUCCAUCACAGCUCCCGGUCCAGCCAUGUUCGGCACAGAGUCCUCAUUAAGCAUGUUUCUCAACACCUUGACGCCCAAGUUCUACGUGGCUCUGACGGGCACUUCUUCCCUCAUAUCAGGACUCAUAUUGAUCUUUGAGUGGUGGUAUUUCAGAAAAUAUGGGACCUCCUUCAUAGAGCAGGUGUCUGUGAGCCACCUGCGCCCUCUGCUGGGUGGAGUGGACAGCAGCUCUCCCAGUAACUCAAACACCAGUAAUGGGGAGGCCGACUCAAAUCGGCAAAGUGUGUCUGAAUGUAAAGUAUGGAGAAAUCCGUUGAAUUUAUUUCGUGGAGCCGAAUAUAAUCGGUAUACAUGGGUAACGGGUCGAGAGCCGCUGACAUACUACGACAUGAACCUGUCAGCACAAGAUCACCAAACCUUCUUCACCUGCGACUCAGACCACCUCCGGCCUGCUGACGCCAUCAUGCAGAAGGCGUGGAGGGAAAGAAACCCACAAGCUCGCAUCUCUGCAGCACAUGAAGCUCUAGAGCUUGAAGAUUGUGCGACAGCAUACAUCCUGCUGGCAGAGGAGGAGGCCACCACCAUCAUGGAGGCUGAGAGAUUGUUUAAACAAGCACUAAAAGCUGGUGAGGGCUGCUAUCGCCGCAGCCAACAGCUUCAACAUCAUGGUACACAGUAUGAAGCCCAGCACAGAAGAGACACCAAUGUGUUGGUGUAUAUAAAGAGGAGACUGGCCAUGUGCUCGAGAAAGCUUGGCCGAACACGAGAAGCAGUUAAAAUGAUGAGAGAUUUGUGUGUUUUCCAGUUAAUGAAGGAGUUCCCUCUCCUCAGUAUGUUCAACAUCCACGAGAACCUACUGGAGUCACUACUAGAGCUCCAGAACUACGCUGACGUCCAGGCCGUUCUGGCCAAGUACGACGAUAUUAGCUUACCCAAAUCUGCAACAAUAUGCUACACAGCAGCCUUGCUCAAAGCCAGGGCGGUAUCGGACAAGUUCUCUCCAGAGGCAGCGUCCAGGCGAGGGCUCAGCACAGCAGAGAUGAACGCAGUAGAAGCCAUCCACAGAGCGGUGGAGUUCAACCCUCACGUCCCUAAAUAUCUGCUGGAGAUGAAGAGUCUGAUUCUUCCUCCAGAACACAUUCUGAAGAGAGGUGACAGCGAGGCUAUCGCCUACGCCUUCUUCCACCUGCAGCAUUGGAAAAGGGUGGAGGGGGCGCUCAACCUGCUGCACUGCACCUGGGAGGGCACAUUCAGAAUGAUCCCCUAUCCUCUGGAGAAGGGUCACCUCUUCUAUCCUUACCCCAUCUGCACAGAGACGGCAGACAGAGAGCUGUUACCCACAGUGUUUCAUGAGGUGUCGGUCUACCCGAAGAAGGAGCUGCCCUUCUUCAUCCUCUUCACAGCCGGUCUCUGCUCCUUCACCGCCAUGCUGGCUCUGCUUACACACCAGUUCCCUGAACUCAUGGGAGUGUUUGCUAAAGCUUUCCUCAGCACGCUGUUUGCUCCUCUGAACUUCAUCAUGGAGAAGGUGGAGAGCAUCCUGCCGUCCAGCCUCUGGCACCAACUCACCCGCAUCUGACCCCGACCCACCGGACCAGAACCAGGACCAGCACCGAAAGCAGACCUCCAUCCGGACAGAAACAGCUGAACUGAAACCCAGAACGCUGCAUUGGACUAGACUGACACACCUUUGUGCCAAGACCAGAGUUCAAACCAAACAGAGAACAGACGAAGGAGGCGGGAAACAAAAAAAAGGCAAAACAGUGACAUCCAGAAUUGGUUUUGACUUUAUUUGAUAUGUUUGCAUUUUUUGGGUUUUCAAUCAUUUAAAGCUGUUCUUUUGUUGUACAAAAACAGGUGAUCAAUUGCCAUCAUUAAAAAAGUGAAAAGGAAAAAAAAUACAAUAAAGGACUUUUUGUGUAUUGCUGCAA
This is a messenger RNA of Acanthochromis polyacanthus (spiny chromis), 2721 nucleotides long. RefSeq names its product suppressor of tumorigenicity 7 protein homolog. The record is from RefSeq and is a predicted model, not a curated record. NCBI's taxonomy places the organism in Eukaryota, Metazoa, Chordata, Actinopteri, Pomacentridae. The transcript has 15 exons. The coding region runs from base 816 to 2369 and encodes 517 amino acids.